Messenger RNA from Phyllostomus discolor (pale spear-nosed bat), 1208 nucleotides. RefSeq names its product interleukin 1 receptor antagonist (gene IL1RN). Bases 135 to 611 code for a protein of 158 amino acids. Gene Ontology annotation, biological process: negative regulation of interleukin-1-mediated signaling pathway; inflammatory response to antigenic stimulus. Gene Ontology annotation, molecular function: cytokine activity; interleukin-1 receptor antagonist activity; interleukin-1 receptor binding. The record is from RefSeq and is a predicted model, not a curated record. Lineage: Eukaryota; Metazoa; Chordata; Mammalia; Chiroptera; Phyllostomidae. The transcript has 5 exons.
AAGGGAGCAGCAGGUCCUAGGCUGGCACUGGUGGGACAGGUACUGCCCGGUGUCCUCCUUUCUGUGCAGCAGCUCUGUCUGGAACCAGGGGCUGGAAGACCUCGGAAGACCUUGUAUUCUAUCAGGUCCUCCUCAUGGCUUUAGAGACAGCCUGCCGCCCGUCAGGGAAAAGGCCCUUUAAGAUGCAAGCGUUCAGAAUCUGGGAUAUUAACCAGAAGACCUUCUACCUGAGGAAUAACCAGCUAGUUGCCGGGUAUUUGCAAGGACCAAAUACCAAUUUAGAAGAGGAGAUAGACGUGGUGCCCGUUGAGCCACAUACUAUGUUCCUGGGGAUCCACGGCAGGAAGUUGUGCCUGGCCUGUGUCAAUGUCGGCAAUGAGAUCCGGCUCCAGUUGGAGGAGGUCAACAUCACUGACCUGAGCAGGACCAGGGAGGAGGACAAGCGCUUCACCUUCAUCCGCUCAGAGAAUGGCCCCACUACCAGCUUUGAGUCCGCCGCCUGCCCCGGCUGGUUCCUCUGCACAGAGCUGGAGGCAGACCAGCCAGUCAGCCUCACCAACACACCCAAGGAAGCCAUCAAAGUCACCAAGUUCUACUUCCAGCAGAACUAGUGGUGCCGCCACACCACCGCCCUGCUGCCAGCACCGCUAUGACUCCAGACGCUUCUCCACCCUUCCUGUGGUCCCAGUUGUCGCAGGGCUCUGAGAAAUACAGCCUUUGCUGGUGGACCCUCAAAGAAACUACAGGGGCCCUGGUGUGAGGACUCUGUCUCCAGCCUCUCAGCUAACGUAGCCUUCCUGCUGCCUCUAUAGUGGUCUUUCUAAAGUGCAACUUGAAGCACAACACAGCUCACAGUCCUUCUUUCAGUGUCCCCUGUGCCUUCCCGAUAACACCUGGGCCACCUGGCCAGCCUGACACCACUGCUUUCCUCUCCCAGCUCCCCCUCCUGCCCCCAUCCAUGUUCCAGGUCCCCAGGGCCACUCACUCAUCUCCCACCAAGUGGCUCCCAAACCUUGUUUUGCAAACUUUGGGACAGCAGCAAUGUUAGGCUCUGUGACAAAAAGAAAAAUAAGGAUUUCAUGAUAUUUUUUAAAAGCCUACUUUAUCCAAGUUUAAAGAGUACUUUAUUUGGGCAUUAUAUCCUUUGUAGAAGAGGUUGGGAAAUCAAAUUACUUCUCUGUUUACAAUAAACCUUGAGAAUGCAUCUA